This is a messenger RNA of Vanderwaltozyma polyspora DSM 70294, 1809 nucleotides long. RefSeq names its product rRNA-processing protein SAS10 (gene SAS10). The coding region runs from base 1 to 1809 and encodes 602 amino acids. The record is from RefSeq and is a predicted model, not a curated record. Gene Ontology annotation, cellular component: small-subunit processome; nucleolus. The transcript has a single exon. Gene Ontology annotation, biological process: maturation of SSU-rRNA from tricistronic rRNA transcript (SSU-rRNA, 5.8S rRNA, LSU-rRNA). NCBI's taxonomy places the organism in Eukaryota, Fungi, Ascomycota, Saccharomycetes, Saccharomycetales, Saccharomycetaceae.
AUGGCUAGAAGAAACGGUGGCAGGGCUGUUCGUGGUUCUGGAGUUGAAGAUAGUCCAUAUGGUAAGACUGAAAUUGAUGAUUUUGCUGACAAGAGAGAGAAGGUUCUUCUUGAACAGUCUAGUUUAGGUGGUAGAGGUGGUGAUGCAUACGAUGAUGAGGAUGGUUUGAAUGUUGAUGAUGAAGAGGAGGAAGUUAUGGGGAUUUCAGAUGAUGAAUCCGGUAGCGAUGAAGAAGAAGAAGAAUUAGAUGGGGCAGCUGCUUAUAGGAAAGUAUUUGGUAGAAAACUUGAUACAGGGGUUGAAGAUGGUGGUGAUGAAGAAGAAGCAGGCGGUAUGUUGGAAAAUGACACUGCCUGGGGGUCUACCAAGGGUGAAUACUAUGGUGCUGAUGAGAUCGAAGACGAUGAGGCAGCUAAGGAAAUUGAGAAAGAAGCUCUUCGUCAACAGAAGAAACAUUUACAAGAUUUGAAUAUGGAAGAUUAUUUAGAUGAUGAGGUUGAAGAAGAGUGGGCCAAGAGUGCUAAAGAGUUUGAUAUGGGUGAAUUCAGAGAUACUACAAAACAGUCUGAUCAAAACGUCACUAUUAGCGAUAUCAAAAAUAUGAGUGAUGAAGCAAAGAUAAAUUACUUGAAGACUAUGUUUCCUGAAUUCUUGCCUUUAUCCAAGGAAUUAUCACAACUCUCUCCGGUUCUUGAAAUGUUGAAAUCUCAAGAUGAUACUGAAUUCGUAAAGAUUAAGGUCAUGGCUUUAUCAAGUUAUUUGGCUACAAUUUCGUCCUAUUUCAGUAUUUUAUUACUUGAAUUGAACAACAAUGAUGAAUCUGUUACAAUGAAGGAUCACCCAGUGAUGGAAUCAAUUUUGACCUCUAAAGAAGUCUGGAGACAAGCUUCAGAACUACCAUCUGAUUUCGAUGCUGAAGAUGACCAAGAUUCUGAUGUAAAUACUGAAGCUGCCGGUGCAGAAGAUGUUGAUGUAGGUUCAGAUGAGGAACAAAAAUUGAAUGAUCAAGAUGAUUCUGACGAAGGUUCUGACGAAGAAGAAGAGGAGGAGGAUGAGGAAGAAGAAGAUGUAGAUUUGGACGACUUUGAAGAAUACGUUGCUCAAUCCCGUAUCUCCAAGAACAAAGCAAAUAAAUCCAAGAACGAUGAAGAUAUUGACGAUUUUAUUGAAACUGAAAUGACAGAAGUCGAUGCACAUGAGAAGAAGCAAAGAAAGAAAACCUUACGUUUCUAUACAUCUAAAAUUGAUCAACAGGCAGGAAAGAAAGCUGACAAAUUCAAAGGUGAUGAUGAUAUUCCAUACAAAGAAAGACUAUUUGAAAGGCAACAAAGGCUGCUUGAAGAAGCUCGUAGGCGUGGUAUGCACGAUAAGCAUGGUGCUGAUUUAGAUAAUAAUGAUGCCGACUCUGAUGACGAACGUGUAUCUAAGUCAAUCAAUAAGUCAUCUGAGGAAGAUUACUAUGCUCAAGUACAAAAGAAUAAAGCUGAUAAAAAAUCACACCGUGCUCAAACACAUAAAGAUGCAGUGAAGGCAGCAAGAGAAGGUAAAUUGGCUGAAUUGGCUGAAGAAUUGGGUGAUGGUGGUAAGCGUGCUAUCAACUACCAAAUCUUGAAGAACAAGGGUCUAACGCCAAAGAGAAAGAAGGAUAACAGAAACUCACGUGUAAAGAAGAGAAAGAAGUACGAGAAGGCUCAAAAGAAGUUGAAGUCUGUACGUGCAGUAUAUUCUGGUGGCCAAUCUGGUGCUUACGAAGGUGAAAAGACAGGUAUUAAGAAGAAUUUGACAAGAUCUGUUAAAUUCAGAAACUGA